AAUUUUAGUUAAGUUUUACAUGAAUUUUAUCACUAUUGUGUAGUAAUGCUUUAAAUAGAAUUAAAAAUUAUUAGUUUGCUUGUGAUUUAAUAUUUAUGUUCAAAAAAUAAACUUUAAAAGUGUGUACGUGCAAAAGUCAUUUCAUAACCUCAAAUUUAUAUGUCGGCUUGUACUCAGUUUCUUCAUAUAUCCUUUACAAAAUGCAAGAAACCAAACGCCGAGAGCGCUCAGCAAAUUUCACAAUCGCCGAAAUCCGUCUCCUAAGCUCCCUGACAGCUGCUUAUAGAGACUCCAUCGAAAACAAAAAGAACGAUGCAGUCUCCAACAAAGAGAAAGAAGCAGCUUGGCUUACUAUCGAGAGUAUGUUCAAUGCCGCUAUAGUCUCUCCGCAGAGGACUGCAAAGACUUUAAAAUUGAAAUAUGAUGGCUUGAAGAAGGCUUCGAAGAAACAAAUGGCCCCUUUGUUUGAUGACGGGUUGUCGACUGAUCCUGAGAUGUAUGAUGCUGAGGAGAAGGUGCUGGCGAUGUGUACAAGUGUUUAUGGGGUUGAGAAUAGAGUUGGCAGUGAUUGUUCUGUAGAAGUUGCUACACCAGAAAGUGCUUUACCAAAACAUAUGCAAAAUGCUCCGAUAAAUGAACCAUGUGAAUCUGGACAAAAUCAAGUAAUCGAAGAGCCUCCUUGUGUUACUAUUUCUCAAGAAAAUGGACCGUCUAAAGUUGUCUCUAAUAAUUAUGACAAAUGGAAAACAAAGUUCCCAAAGAAUCUCAGCGUAGGACUUAUAAAAACCGAAGACUCCAAUCCACAAUCAUCAAAUAAAAAUGAUAAACUAAGUGCAGCUCAAUUGGAAUUGGUACAAUUACAAAUCGAGAUUGCAAAACGUGAUCAUGAAUUCUUGAGAAUUGAGCACGAGCUGAAAGUCGAGCACAUGAAGAACGAAGAACGUAGAAGACAGGAGACACACGAGUUGUUGAUUAAACAAAUUAUUCAAGGAAAUUGUAGUCCCACGAGUAAUAGUUAG
This is a messenger RNA of Ctenocephalides felis (cat flea), 1019 nucleotides long. RefSeq lists its product as uncharacterized. The record is from RefSeq and is a predicted model, not a curated record. The transcript is spliced from 5 exons. The coding region runs from base 201 to 1019 and encodes 272 amino acids. Lineage: Eukaryota; Metazoa; Arthropoda; Insecta; Siphonaptera; Pulicidae.